AUGAUAGAGGAUGUUAUGACAACCGAGGAAGCCCCACUGCAGAUUACAACGGAAGGUGUGACUACCAAGGAAACUCAAGGAACGGGAAAGACAAACAACUCUGAAAGCUCAAGAGGAAAAUCAACAGAUAAGAAAAAGGGAGCUAAGGAAGAUCAAAAGAGCAAAGGGAAACAAGUUAAGGAGACACCAAGAAGUGAGAAAACACUGGGAAAGAACAAAGAGGCCUUGACAAUGAACAAGAAAGGAAAUCAGAAGGCCUCCCCUGAGUCCAACCUGGUGAAGCCUGCUGCUUCCACUACGGGGAAGAAAAAAGAGUUAUCCUCCCCUAGUAUUCAAGUCAUGGCUACAGACAGUAAGAAAGGGGGUUCCAUCCCGAAGCAUGUCACUUUUCCGAUCUCUCCUGGGAACUCAAGUAGCAACCUGAUACCAGGUGGUACUGUCACGCCCAGGAACAAGGAAGUUUCGUUAGGUGAUUACAUAGGGCAUCAGCCCAAAAUGAGAUCACCUGGUGAGGCGGGAAAUGGAAGGGUAGCACCAGUUCAAAGCACAAAAAAUUCUACAUCGGGAGUGGGUGCACCGAAAAAGAUUGAUUUUGGUCCUGAGGCUAGUGUUAAUCAUCUCAAGCCAGAAAAUGCAGACAAGACCAAGGGUUCCAACAGCAAUGCUGCCCUAGGGUCUGGAGCAACGGCAAUGGCCGUUGAUAAAGAAUGA
This is a messenger RNA of Linum trigynum, 711 nucleotides long. The record is from the annotation of a GenBank genome assembly. Lineage: Eukaryota; Viridiplantae; Streptophyta; Magnoliopsida; Malpighiales; Linaceae.